Vollenhovia emeryi is the source of this 1969-nucleotide messenger RNA. Its product is annotated as WD repeat-containing protein 13-like. Lineage: Eukaryota; Metazoa; Arthropoda; Insecta; Hymenoptera; Formicidae. The record is from RefSeq and is a predicted model, not a curated record. Gene Ontology annotation, molecular function: promoter-specific chromatin binding; protein binding. Gene Ontology annotation, cellular component: nucleus. The transcript has 4 exons. The coding region runs from base 362 to 1705 and encodes 447 amino acids.
GCGUCGAUUCAAGCACGAGACGAACGCAGGACGAACGUGACCGAAGGUUGAACGUUAAAGCGACGUAACCUCGAGAUGGGAGGAACUGUCAACGGGAAAGAUCGGUCGAGUAGUGUAAAUAGUAUUCUCGGAAGGGAAGUUGUGCCUCUCGAUGGCCGACGUUGAAACGAGCGAAGAGAGAGGCAGGAGGGUUUGGCGCGAGAGCAAGAUGACUCGCUCCAGAAUAUAGCGCGGUUGCGCUCGAGUAAGAUCGCGAUCUGUCAAGUUCAAUUUCGAAAGGGAGACUCCUGCGGGCAGUCUCCUCGUUCCGCCUCGAACCGCGUGCGUUUCUCGACCAAGUGCCUCUGUGAGACACGCGUCGAUGACAGAAGUACAAAUCGGUAACACGGAGGCUGGCGCGCCGCGGAAGAUGGCUACUACAUGGCAUCAGCAGGUCUUCGCGCUCGACGCCAAGUACAACACGCUGCGGGCUAACAAGUUGCCCAGUCUGGGUAUGCUGUACAUUCGCCGGAGGAAUCAGCUGCUGCGGGAGAAGUUCUCCACGGACCCGGAGAUCGGCGCGCGGUACUUGAAGCUGCGCUCGGAAUUACUGCGGCGGCGUUACGGCGAGAGGCUGGAGCAGAACAGCGUGGGCAGCCACACGAUAAGCGAGGAGUCGUCGGAGAGCCGGGCGAGGCACCAGCGCGUGCAGCGAAGAUCGACAGCGGAGAACUUUGCGUUUGCCGGGGUCCAUCAUGUUUUCGAUCAGCACAAGGUGGCCGUGACGAUGCUCAAGUUUGCCAACAACGACAGGUCCAGGUUGUGUUGCGCGUCGCUGGACGGCACGCUCUCCAUAUGCGAGGUCGUCGGCGCAUCCCCGAAGGUGCUCGCUCUCCUGGAGGGCCAUCGCGGCGGCGUGACCGCGUUCGACUGGAGCACCAGCAACGACCUCGUCGUCUCCUCCUCCCUGGACGCGACGAUAAGGCUGUGGAGGGUGUGCGCGGACGCGCAACCGGCUUGCCUGCGCGUGGUGGACGAUCAGCAGCGAGCGGAAGUUCUGUGCUGCAAUUUCAUACCCGCUAAUAACAAUUUGAUAGUAGCCGGCAAUUCUCAGGGACUGAUCCAGAUCUUAAAUGUAUCUACCGGUAUAUACACGCGCGGCGGCUCCUGCAAAAUCGGCGGGAAGAUUCUCUCCCUGGCGUGCGAGGGCAGCGGCGGCUCGGUGAUCUGGGCGGGCAACGACCGAGGCGUUAUAGUGGCUUUCCGACUGGAGCCUGGCGUUGGACGGUUGACAAAGUUGCAGAGAGUGCAGGAAACCGGCGGGAUGGUAACCAGUCUCUCCUGGCGCUCCUGGCUGUCCAAGGAUUCUCCUUGGGCUGCGCUACUAGUGAGCAGCGCGUGUAACGCCGUGCUCUUAUAUCGCGUCGCAGACAAUCACGGCUCUUUGUACUUUUGGAGAAAGUAUCCUGUGAAGCAUAGACUUUACCCCUUGAGGUCAACGUUCUGUCCGCAAAUGGGCGCGUGCUUGAUAGCCACGGGAUCGGAAGAUGGUGCCGUUCACUUGCUGGACUCGGCGAGAGAAGGGAAGGCCGCCAGGAUUAAUCGACUGCACGGCCACGCGACACCCGCAUUAGCUUUGUCCUUUAAUUACGACGAAUCUUUGCUCGCGUCCGCAGAUCACGACGGAUUAAUUAUCCUAUGGCGCAAUCAUCAACGUAAUUUGUAAAAUAUCCUGUGGAACUUUCGUCAAACUGGAAAAAUUAUUCGCAUUCAAGCUCUUUGAGGCGAGUUAUAAAAAUAUUAGGACACAUCACUGUGUAAAUGCGAAGUAGAUUCGUCGUCUAGAAGAUCUAGAGACCAAGAUUUUAGUAUUAUUAUCUGUAUAUAUAUUUGUACAAUAACGCGCUUAUAUUUGAACAAAAAGUAUUGCAUGUAGAACGUUGGGAUUUAAAGAAGGAUCUGAUGGAAUAAACUGUCUUCUGUAUAACAA